UUUUUUACGCUCAGUCGUCACGUUUUAUCAUAUUAGUACCAGGCAAGGAUGGUAUUUUUUUUUAUUAUAAAAUAAUAACAGUCGGUUUAAUUUAUUAUGCAUUAUUAACAUAUGAAUUUGGCAGUCUAUUUCUUGGCAGAACCCACUCCGCACACCGAAGUUUAAUAUGGACUCCUCGAAUUUAGUGACCCUAAUAUUUUGCCUAUUGGUUUCUGAUGGUCUAUGCGACGAUAGCGAUUAUGGGUUCAAAUAUCCAAAGAACUAUGUCGUUCAGCAUACUGAUUCGAAGUUAUAUCUAAGCAAAAGGGCAAGAUUGAUACAACCAGAAGACAAAGCGGUACGGGUUGAAUUUUACCGCAACCAUAGAGAUAAAGUGAUUCAAAUCGUAGCAGAGGAUUCUCGCGAAGCACUGGAAAUCGAAAAUGAUUGUUCUGGCACCGACGUCGUCUUUAAAAAAUUGAAUCCCGAAGCCAAAAAUCAGAAAUUUAUUAUUAACGAAGACGGCACCAUUGGUACCCAAUGUGAUUCGAAAAAAGUGCUGUCUCGGGACCAAAACAGCAGGAAAGUCAUUGUGGUAGAAAAAGACUCAACAGACACGAAGCAAACUAAAUUUUCUCUAAUUGAACAAGACUAUGGGGAAUUAUACAUGGAUAAGGUAAAUACGUAUAUACUACAGCAUGAUCAGUCUGGAUUAUUCGUCGACGAAAAUGCGAAACUUGUUUACAGCGACGAUGAUGGAGCUAAGUUAAUUAGUUUAAAGACGGGGUGA
This is a messenger RNA of Cylas formicarius (sweet potato weevil), 769 nucleotides long. RefSeq lists its product as uncharacterized. NCBI's taxonomy places the organism in Eukaryota, Metazoa, Arthropoda, Insecta, Coleoptera, Brentidae. The coding region runs from base 167 to 769 and encodes 200 amino acids. The transcript has 4 exons. The record is from RefSeq and is a predicted model, not a curated record.